AUGAUCAAAAUGAAAGUACUAUUCUACGUAGUUUUGCCUCCUGUGAGGAUUGAACUCACGACCCCUGGUUUACGAGACCAGUGCUCUACCACUGAGCUAAAGAGGCUAUGCGAGGGAGACGUCGUAAUCUCGACCCUAUUCGAACUAUGUACGGAAGAUUUCACAAGAUGUCGGCAGAAGGACUCCAAACUAAACGAGUGUCUCAAAAUGGCCGUCCCUGACGCGCUCCGGAGAAUGAAGAAAGUGCCGCAGAUGGAGCCGCUGCACGUGAACAGCAUCAACGUGGACUCUGGCUCGGGGCCCGUCGUCAUCACGCAGAUGGCUGAUCUCAAAAACUACAGACUGAGGACUGACUCCAUCACUCCUAAGAUGGAGUUCAUAGCUGACUACAUCAUGAGGGGCAGGAUCCUACUACUCCCUAUCCAAGGAAAAGGUGUCGCGAACAUUACAAUGGUGAACCUGGUGGUGAAACACGAUCUGAUUGGUGAGCCAGUAGUCAAGGAUGGACAGACAUACAUGCACAUCAAAGAAUACAGAGUCAAGUUCAUCCCGCAGAAGGUCGUGCUGUACUUCUCCAACCUCUUCAACGGAGACAAGGUGCUCGGUGAUAAUAUGAACGAAUUCCUGAACUCAAACUCGGACCUAGUCUUCAAUGAACUGAAGGAGUCUUAUGAAAAAUCACUCAGUUCUGUAUUCCAGAAUGUCACCAAUGAGAUAUUCGACAGGGUGCCAAUGAACAAAAUAUUCCUCGAAGAUUAGUCUGUAAGAGUGGCAAGACUUAGGGCCGAAAUUGAUAACUGAUCGCCUUUCAAAACCUUCUAACUAAAACACACUUAAUAAGCACGACUCCGGCACGAUUUCAGCACAUAAUACAAAAAGGUUACAACUUUUUAAUAUUAACGUUAUGAAACGACAUACGAUUUAAAGUACAUAUUUAAAUGACAAGUUCAUUGAACCCUGCCGGAGCGGUGCCUAUUAGGGAUGCCAUGACCUUGUGAUCAAUAAUUUUUGACAUUAAUUCUUGUGAAAAACCCUGUAAAUAAAAAAGAAAAAAAAUUUUUGACAUAAUUUAUGUUUUAUACAACUUCUGACAUGAAAAAUAAAUCAAGAUUGAUCUAGAUAGUUCUGGUUAAGACCGGCGAUUGAUUUAGCCCAUUAAUAAUUGCUAUCUGCAAUACUUAGUUUAUUUAAAUAUCAUUUCAUAAGCGAGGGACACAAAUAACACACAUUGGUAUUUGUUGUAUUUAUUGAAGCUGCUUUAAUUAGACUUCGUUAGUAUAAGUGUAAAAUAAUUAUAAAAUAGUUAUAAGAGUAAGUAGGUAAAUUUAAUUAUAAAAAACUAUGUAUAAGUAAAAAUAAUUUAAUAAAAAAUAUGCCAUGUUUUACUUGACGUCAGUCCCAGUAUUUAUCAUUAGAUUUAUUCGAGCUUGUUGGAACAUUAGUAUUAACAAAUCUUCUUGUGGCCAGAAAUACAUCGGUCUGUGAGCUAUGCGCCAUCUAUGACGUGUUAAUGGAAACGUUGAUGAUGGGAGGAUUUUAUUGGUUGGUGUAUGAUGGGUUCCCUGCCUAUUUUGGAAGGUUGGCGUUCGUUCAGUUCCACAUCUUGCAUCUCUCUCUCCAUCUGUACAAUUUGCGCGUUCUUCAUACAACGCGCCUUGCAGAAGGCUUCGUUUAUAAUAAUCACUGA
Molecule: messenger RNA, 1687 nt
Organism: Spodoptera littoralis (African cotton leafworm)
Lineage: Eukaryota; Metazoa; Arthropoda; Insecta; Lepidoptera; Noctuidae
Source: the annotation of a GenBank genome assembly